ACCCGAGAGCUGUCAAAAUCAGGUGAUAUUUUUAUUUACAAACAAAGUAGUUUAAUUUUCAACACGUGCCUUAUAAUAUUAAGCGUUUCCCUCGCAAAUUAUGGCUGUAAAAGACACAGAACUCAAAGCCAGCUUCAGCAAUUAUCUUAGCUGGCGCGAUAACUACCAAACCUUCCCAAAAGUAUCAAGGCCAACGGUUACUGGAACAUUCAGUGUCGAUAGGAAUCGAGAAUACGUGGAUUCCAAUGAACAGAUGAAUUACCUGCUCUAUCCGGGUGAGAGUGUCCACUGGGACCUUAAUCUUGGCUAUGACACCUACGAGACGAAGCCCGAGAGUGCAAAGUUCGAGAAAAUCGAUAACAUCCUCAAAUUUAUCAUGACGAAUUGGACGAAAGUUGCAUUACCGCCGAAUCAUCCGGAGAUAAAGAAAAGAUGUCUAACUCCGGAGAUUAUUUGUUUUCGUGGGUGUCUGAGACUCCUCAUGUGUACUCCGUAUGAAGCAACUGAGAGAAAUGACGGAUGGAUAAUUAAUGUCUCAAAGUUUAAAGGAACAAUUUACAUGUGUGAAGAGGACUCUCCGGAAAGGGCAGCUAAGAGGCUGAAUGAGACCGAGGACAUGAAGAGAUGGACAUAUUAUGGGUUCAAAUUCGAACAGUACAUCCUGACCAAGGAGCACAAUAAGCCCAAUGACAUAACACAACCUGUAAUAGAAUCAGAGGAAUUUUACGCAGUGUUUCAAUCAUCCUUCGCCAAUCAUCAACUUCUGUACUCUGCGGAAACUGAUGGAGUUUAUUCCAAUAAGCCUUUGCCGAAAGACGCCGAUCUCUCAAAGAUUCCCGUUGAAUUUGUUGAGGUGAAGACAAUGAAGCGUCAGGAUACUCCACACCAAGAGAGGAAUUUUCGAAGGAACAAGCUAAUGAAUAUUUGGAGCCAAUCAUUCCUCUGUGGCAUUGAGAAGGUCUUCAUUGGCGAGAGAGAUUUCCAAGGAGUCGUGCACAGGAUCAAAAGGAUGCAAGUGAGCCAAAUGCCUGAAAUUGGAAAGAAUGAGUGGAAUGCGGCAAUUUGCAUGAACUUUUGCAUAAAAUUUCUGGACAUGCUGAAAGUUCUCCUGAAGAAUGUGGAUGAUCCCGACACGGUGUACAGAUUCACAUUUAAUCCUCGAGUUAGUGGACGUAUUCAAUAUGAAGUAUUCCCACAGAAGACUGAAUAUUCUUUCCUACAGCCAUGGUUUGUGGAGUUUGUCAACAAUCAAACCGCCUAACUAAACUCUCUUCUAAUGAGCUUAUUAUUUUAUUAAUUUUUAUACUAAAGAGAUUUUUUUAAAAACUUUUUUAAGGGCAUAAAAGAGAAUUAAAAGUCCUUGAAAGAUUUAAAGGAAAACGUUGAAAUAAACCAAAUAAUCAAAAUAAUGAAAGUGCCAUAAAUAUCCAAAGAAAAGAAUUUAUAUUGAAAUAAGAUGUUGAAUUUAAUGAAUUUAUUAUGUACAAGUGCGAUAAACGAUGAGAGAAAUAAAAACUUUUUCUUAAAUGUAAAAA
Lutzomyia longipalpis is the source of this 1535-nucleotide messenger RNA. RefSeq names its product decapping nuclease DXO homolog. The transcript has a single exon. Gene Ontology annotation, molecular function: mRNA 5'-diphosphatase activity. Lineage: Eukaryota; Metazoa; Arthropoda; Insecta; Diptera; Psychodidae. Bases 101 to 1261 code for a protein of 386 amino acids. The record is from RefSeq and is a predicted model, not a curated record. Gene Ontology annotation, cellular component: nucleus; cytosol. Gene Ontology annotation, biological process: NAD-cap decapping; nuclear-transcribed mRNA catabolic process.